AUGGCCGACAGUCUGGAAUAUCAACCCGCAGUGGAAGUGGAUGAAAACGCGAGUUUGGAGACUGAUUCAGCCUAUAAUGGAUCCGUCGGGUCAGCGAGCUAUCUUUCGUCACUGAGUUCUGGCAUCAAAGACUACAAAUACGAGAAUGGUCGCCGUUACCAUUCUUUUCGUGAGGGAAGCUAUUUAGUCCCAAACGAUGAAAAAGAACAAGAUCGUAUGGACUUUCUGCACCAUAUUUAUGGUCUUAUCUUGGAUGGAAAGCUUCAGAAGGCACCGAUCGACCAAAAUAUCCAACGGGUGUUGGACAUCGGUACCGGAACAGGGAUUUGGGCCAUUGAGUUUGCAGACGAAUACCCUUCUGCUCAUGUAAUUGGGACAGACUUAAGCCCAAUACAACCGACCUGGGUCCCGCCAAACUGCCAAUUUGAAAUUGAUGACUACGAAUCUCCUUGGUUGUUCCGCACUCCGUUUGACUAUAUCCAUGCCCGUGAGCUUGAGGGAUGUAUUGCAGACGAAGAUAAGCUCUUCCGUGAAGCCUUUCAGCAUCUGAAGCCUGGUGGUUAUUUUGAAAUAGAGGGCUCCUCCUCACACCUUUCGUCUGAUGACGGCACCCAUGAAAAGGCCGAGUACAACCAACUUUGGUUCAAAGAGGGACGGAACAGUGCCAAGAGCUUUGGAAAACUCGCUGACAACGCGCCCACUUGGAAGGCAAAGUUGGAAAAGGCAGGUUUUGUGGACGUAAAGGAGUUUGUCUUCAAGCUUCCCUUCGGCCCGUGGCCCAAAGAUCCUAAGCUUAAAGAAAUCGGAAGAUACCAGCAAGUGCAACAGGUGCAGGCUAUCGAAUCCUAUACCCCUGGAUUUUUGACUCGUAUCGGUGGCUGGGAGCCGGAGGAGGCGCAGGUAUUAAUAGCAAAGGUCCGCAAGGAACUUAGUGAUUCCUCGCUCCACAUGUAUGUUCCGAUUUACUUUGUGUGGGGACGGAAGCCUCUGUGA
This is a messenger RNA of Monascus purpureus, 993 nucleotides long. Lineage: Eukaryota; Fungi; Ascomycota; Eurotiomycetes; Eurotiales; Aspergillaceae. The record is from the annotation of a GenBank genome assembly.